Messenger RNA from Talaromyces atroroseus, 1779 nucleotides. RefSeq lists its product as hypothetical. The transcript has 2 exons. The coding region runs from base 1 to 1779 and encodes 592 amino acids. Lineage: Eukaryota; Fungi; Ascomycota; Eurotiomycetes; Eurotiales; Trichocomaceae. The record is from RefSeq and is a predicted model, not a curated record.
AUGGUCUACGACUGGGAAGGCAAGCGCGAGCUAUGUUACCAAAUGUACAUUGUUGAUAGGAAGGGCCUGGAGGAGAUUAUGGAGUUUAUGAAGAAUACGUAUGAAUUCGCGCCGAGUAAGCGUGCCUUCCAGACGCAGUUCAAGCGAUGGGGGUUCCCCUCGAAGCAAAACCCCGCGCAUAAGAACGCCCAACUGGUCUCUCGCAUCAAGGAACUCUGGGAGCGGAAUGUUUGCCAACGGGACAUGCUGAAUAUCCUGAAAAAUGAGGGGUUUGACAUCAAGGAGAGGGAGCUGAUGCGUGUCCGCGCCAAAAACCGAUGGCUUCUCCGUGUUCCGAAUGGCAUGAAGUCACAGUCGACGACGACCCAGCCCCCAGUCGAGACAUCCGUAGAAGAAGGCGUACUCUCGCUGCAGCAGGAAAUGUACAACAGUCAUGAGCUGUCCAACGACAAUCAAUCGCUGACUGACCAACCGUCGACGUUAUCGCCCUUUUCGCCAAGCCUGUCCCCUGAAGUUCUCGCCAAAAGGAAGGAACGCCUCGAACGGUUACAGGCGGAGAGUGCUGAACGCUGGGCUACUCGAAAGCGACGCCGCCGCACGCGCGGUUGGGCUGGCUUGCCAGCUGAUCCUCCCGGCCCGCCACGUUUUCCCUCAGAAACGACCAUUGACGAAAGCAAGCAAUAUCUGAGCCUGGACGCGGCGAUGUAUCGCCAAAUACGUGACGAGUUUCAGAAAAUCUGCCAGGAGGCAGGGUUCCUCAAGAAGACGGUGGCUGGGCCCGAGCGAUGGCAGGAAGCCAAGAAUAGGCUAAUCCGCGAAUCGCCGCAUUUAAGAAGUGUUUUCUACGUAGAUCCCAGCAUGCCGGACUCGAAUCAGCUAGAGGCAAAAAGCCUUGCAUUGGAUGUUGUUUGUACAGAUGUCACAAAACGCAUGAGGACUCUAGAGAGUCGUAUGACCAUUGCAGAGGCCAAAAACGCGCUAGGCAUAAAUCCCGAAGAGAGUCGGCAGAUUCGGCAUGCAUUUUAUAGCACAUUAAAGGCCGAUCAUUUUACUAGCAAGCUGGAAGCAGGAGACGAGCACUGGAAUGAACUCAAAGAGGGAUGGAUUCAAGAAUCAGAACUAUUGCAACAAAUCCUGGCCCCCGGCCUAUCAGAUCCUAAUCAUAACAUCAAAGUCAAAGCCAUUGAAGUCCUCUGUCGCGAUGUCAUGAAACGCCUUCGAGAUGAUCAAGCAAAGCGUGAUCCACUACGGAAGCGUUCGGUUUCAAAGCAGAAUCAGAUACGCUCCAACAGUACGUCCAAUGCAUAUAAUCAUGGAAUAAGCAAUUUAGCCUCCGAAGCGCUUGCCAGUGCAUCGAUAACAUCAAAUGACCUUGGUGAGAUGCAAAUAGACCCUUCACUACUCCAAGCGGCCAACGACACGUCACUUGCGCGAGCUCUCCAGCAGAAUGGUGACCCGACCUUCAACUAUGUCGACACUCUGCUCCAAAGCCCUGCGAUACCCGUUUACUUCCGUGUCAGCCCGCAAAGCCAGGCUCACACUGCAUCAAGGACCUGGAUCGGAAAGUUGGUUUCACCGUCGUUGGUGGAGCUUCAAAGCCUUGUCCAAACGAAAUAUCCCGAUUCUAUUGUGACAAGGAUCGAGGGAAUUGAGAAGGAUGAAAGAGGAGGCGAAGUAUCUUUUUUGAUCGAGGAGGAUCACGAAUUGGAUGCUUAUCUAAACCACAUGCACGCAAAAAAAGCAUCUUUCAUGAUUUGUCUGAGUCCAAAAGUGCAGUAG